AGUAAUAAUCAUUGCAAAACUAUGUCCGAUGACACAGAUGAUGAUAUCAGGAGGUCAGAGAAUCUCCCAGAGGAUUCAAAACCAGGAUUAAGUAGAAGGCAAGAGUUUGAGGAAUGGGCCGAAGAGAAGUACGGCAGUGAAGAAGAAGAUAUACAAGAAGAAGAAGAGUUGGAACUCUUUCUAUAUGACUCUCAGAAAUACAUAUCGGGUCCUCGACAGGUGGAGAAUGGAACGAUGCCUAUAGAUUUCUUAGAGUUUCAUCACUCGUAUGCUUAUGAUUGCCGAAAGUAUUUCAAUCUCUGCGUCGCAGACCCUAACACGUUAAUCUUUGCUUCUGGAAAUUUGAUUCAUUUUUUUAACGUCAUAGAAGGCACGGUAUGGUUUCGACGGUGUUCAACCGGAGGUGGUAUAGGACAUAUAGUUAAAAAUCCUAUGCUUAACCAUAUUGCUGUUGGAGAGAAUGGAGUUAAUCCACCGAUAAUAAUAUACGAAUGGCCAAGCAUGGAGAUUGUUACAAUUCUGCGUAAUGGGACAACUAGGUCGUACUCUCAUCUUGCUUACAGGCCAGACGGUUUAUUAAUGGUCUCCCAAGGAGGAGACCCUGAUUAUUUAAUUACUGUGUGGAAUUGGAAGAAAUCUCAAAUCACGUUGCGCUGCAAAUCUUAUGGUCAAGACAUUUUUAACGUGACGUUUUCUCCAACUGUUUCUGGUCACCUCACGUCAAGUGGUACGGGUCAUAUUAAAUUCUGGAAGAUGGCAAGAACAUUUACAGGUCUGAAAUUACAAGGAGAACUCGGCAGGUUUGGCAAGACUGAAAUAUCAGACAUCAUUGGAGUUUAUCCUAUGCCAGAUGAGAAGGUUGUCUCAGGCUGUGAAUGGGGGAAUAUUUUAGUCUGGGACGAAGGACUGAUCAAAGUAGAAGUGUGUAAAAAAAAUAGAAAACCCUGCCACAUGAAGUACAUCAGUCAAUUUGAAUAUAAUAAUGAGGAAUUGAUGUCAGUAGGAAUGGAUGGAUGGAUCCGCAUUUGGUUUUACGAGACCAUAGAUCAGGCUGAUCCACCUGACGACGAUCGCUUCGUUGAAGUAGAGCCGGUCUAUGAAUUUCAUAUCACCGAGGAUACUGAAAACGACGACGACCGUCAGAGUUCGAUGCUAAUGUGUAUCCAGAAGCAGAAACCAGAAGACCCUGAAGAAACAUUGUGGUAUGCCCAAGAUGCCAAUGGUGGAUUGUGGUUAAUAGAUCUUUGCACUUUACAAACUCCUGAGGCUCCGAAGAAGAUUCUGACAUGUCACGCAGGCCCUAUCACCGAUAUGGAUGUUGCUGAUUGGGGACCUUUCGUUGCAACUUGUGGAACUGAUGGACGACUACAUAUUUAUAAUUACUUUGAAAAGAAAUUAAUUCUGGUGCACUACUUUCAUGAUGUCGGCAACAAAGUAGUCUGGUUUCCUACUACGGUCGAAGCAACUGGCUCGAUUAUAGUGUGUGCUUUUGCAAGUGGGAUCAUACGAGUGAUAACAGCGGCUGUGUUAGAAGCUAACAUAUCGAACGAAGUAAAAGGUGAUUACGUGAGGCUAAUUCAAGUGUUAAAACCUCAUCUGUCGACUGUCACUGCCAUGAGUUUGAAUGCAUCGCACAGUUUGUUGGUGACGGGUAGUGACGAUGAAACUAUAUUCACCUUUCACAUAAAAAGAACUAAAACAUACCCAAUUCUUGAGCCGAUUGGCUACGUAAAAGUUCCAUCGGGAGUCACCUGCAUGACAUGGAAACCUAAACAUGAAACAACUAUUCUCAUAGGUUGCUCCAGGGGUGAUUGCAUGGAAGUGGAAUUACCCCAUAUACCGCAAGAGUACACUACGGUGACUUACGAAUUGGUUCGCUGCGAGCCAAGAUUCUUCAAAUUCAAAUCUGUGAAAUCAUUCAUCAGACGAGAACAAAUUCGAUCGGCUCUCGAGGCUAAGAAAGAAGCAAAAAUUACUAGGAAGCGGGACCAAAUGGAACGUUUACGCAUUGACAAUCCUGGAAUCGAAAUUGACGAGGAAGCGUUCUUAAUGGAUUCCGAAGAAGAUCCACCUCUGCCGGAGAUUUACAUCCCCAAAGUACCUAAUCAAGUUUUAAUGGUGCAUUACAUGGUGGAUGGAACAGUUUGGUUGUCGAUGAGUGGUUUCGAUUCUGGAUAUAUAUACGAAUAUCCAGAUCCUUUGCCUGGGAAGUUCGAAGAGGAGCCUAUUAAAAGCACUGUUGUAUUCGAGGCAGAUGACACAGAAAUUCGGAGCUGCUUGUUUUAUGAAGAGUACCUUAUCUUGGGCAUGGAACAUGGAGAAAUUCGGGUUUGCCGUGUUAAUCCAAAUGAUCAUACAGAUUUCUCGGACUACUGGAUACUACCGAUGCACGAUAAUUACAAUGGUUAUAUACCCACGAUGAAGUUAAGUCACGAUCACAAGAUGUUACUCACAUGUGGACAUGAUGGUAAUCUGUUCUCAUUCAAGAUCAACUAUACAAGACUGUCCGGUUCUCAUUCAAUUCCUCAAGCAAAAUCCCCAUUACCUCUGCCCACUGCGAGUGUGGAAGACAUCGAGGAUCCUUCGGAGUAUCCAAGUUUAGAAGAAGUUAUCGUAAGGGUGGAGCAUGAUAGAAUAAUGGCUGCAGCUAAGCAAAAGAAAGAUCAAACACUCGACGUUUUACGAGGCUUAGUUGAGGAAUACGGAAAACUCGUGGAGAGGAAUCGUGGUCUACUUAAAUCUCAGCAGAUUCCACAAGAGGAGUUUGAACUGGAUCCUAGGAUUACUGCAGACCUGAACCAACAAUUGGCUGCGGAGAUGAACUUUGUUCAUAGAAAGUUGGCUUUCAGAGUAGAGAAAAGCAAACUUGGAUUACAGAAAUUGUUGGACCACUUCAUUAAACCCAUUACCUGUCUACCCUUCGCAGUGCGUAGGAUUUUGAGGCCGGAUGCUGUGGUCUGGUCAUUGAGAGAAAGAAAACUUGACGAUGAUUUUCAUACAAUCUACAAAGACAUCAUACGACGAAUUGAAGAAAAAAACAAGGCAGACCAAAGAGGAAUUGCAGCUUGGGCGACUCGGUAUAGUUUAUCACGUGAUGAUAAAACACUGACACAGGUGGCAGACGUGAAGUCUAUAGAGAACAUCGAAGAGGACGGAGAACAUUUAAAAAUUCAAGGUAUAGAGAGCUUCCUAAAAGGUUUAAGUCCUUCCACUAUUCAAUAUCGACUAGGUGUUCAGAUCAAUCAAUUAUUAAGAAAGUAUAGAGCCCGAAAAGCUAGAUUAGAAGAACGAAAUAGAGAGUGGAAAGCUAUGUACGCCAGUAAGCCAGAUCCACACGUUAAUCAUCCAGAUGACGUUCUUGCAAUUGCCGAGGCAAAAAGGACCAUCGGAGAUUAUAAAUUAAAGUUGUCAUCCAAUUUCAGUGCACCACCAGAAAAGCGCGAAAGCACACUAACCAAGUACAAACAACUUUUAGACUGCCGCAGGAAGGCUCACCAUUUACGCGAGGACUUCAAUAACAAGCUUAGAAACGUACGAAAUAAGAAGCAACGUCUUCAGCAAGAAGUGAUGGGCUUGGUGGCAACAUUAAAGACUAUACACUCCGAGAUCCCACAAAAGAAAGUUAAACCUUUGCCAAGCAUUCCCACGUUUGAUUAUAACACCGAGUUUCCUGAAAGGAAUUUAGAGCUGGAGAAAUACACCUCCAUGGCAGAGCGCGUGAAAGAAGCGAAGCGAAAGAAACAGUCUAUUGUCAUAGAAGAUGCCGUUCAACAUUUGGAUGAGGAAUAUGAAAUAUUAUUGUUAGAUGAAAAAGUUCUUCGAGCAGAGCAUGAGGCAACCCAAGCGGAGGAAUUAUCGACACUAGUUGCAGUCCCUGAGAAAAUAUACAAGGUGCAGAUUAUGGUACCCAGUGAAAUUAUGCAAAAUCUUGCUUCAAAUGAUCGAAUGGAAACCUCCUGGGAACGCGAGAUGAAACGCGCGAGAGUCAUGCGAAAAAUCCAUGAACAGGAUUGUAUAUUAAAGCACAUUCAGAAUAGUUACGAAGACCUAGAUGAGGAGUUGGACGAACUCGAACGAGAGCGGUUAGAAAUCGUCGCGGACAGCGUUUACAUGGAUCUCUUUUUGUUAACUUUGCAUCAGGAAUUCAUAGUUUUAAAGGACUUCGAGACCAUGGAGAAUUUGCUUACGGAUAAAGUCAACGAGAAACUGAAAGAACAAGCUGAUGUGAAGAAAAAGAUACUUGCAAUCAAUAGCAUGAUAGAAGGUAAGAACAGGGAAAUCCUCAAGACCCAGGAAAAAAUCAAAGAUCUGGUGGCGCAGUUCAUGAGCAUGAUCAACGAGAACAAGUUUCACGAUUUUUUAAAGAGGAUCUUUAAAAAGAAAUUCAAGGCACCAAAAACUGACGAUGAUACGUCGGAAUCAUCCGAGUCCUCGACGAGUGAAUCCAGCUCGGAGGAUGUUGACGCAGGAAGCAUUGACAGUCGAGAUAUCGGACCUCUUCAAAUUGACGAGAAUGUUUGUCCUGUAGGUUGUGAAAAAGAGUUAUACGAUGCUGCGUUUUCAAUGAGGGAAGAGCGUUACGAAUUUGAGCGUCUCAUAAAAGAAAAUCAAACGAUUAACGAGAGCCUGCGUAAGGAGGCAGAAAGCCAUGCGAAGAAAUUGAGAAUCAUAGAGAUGAACUUGAGGAGCAAUCGGGAAAAUCUAGAAGCCUAUAUGAGAGAGAAGCAACAGAAGCUGAAUGACAUUGACAUGACUGUCAUUCUAAAGUUUCACCAGUUACAACACUUUAUUGACUCGGAAAAACUAGCAGAUAUAAAUAAUUGCGUUCUGUUUGAUAAAACGAAGCUAAAUGAUUUGUACAGUAGAGUUGGAGAAUUAGAACGAGAGACUGAAGAGCAGAAAGCGAAGCAUAAGAAAAAUCGACAUCAUCUCCAUCGAAUGAAAGUUGACUGCAAACAUAUGGAGGAGGUUAUAAAGAAACUUAAAAGUAACAUAAAGGAGGAGAUGAUUCGAAAAUUUGGUCAAGAGCUGUCGCUGAGCACACUCUACGAAGCAGUUCUUCAAAGAAUGAUCUAUGAGACCAAAGUUAAUUUGAAUUCGAUGAUGAAGUCUUACGACGAUCAGAUAAAAUGUGUCAAGAAAAAGUAUGCAGAACAAGUCGAUACUUUGAAGGAUCUCAUUCAAGAUAACACAGAAAAGUUGUGUUUCCUGACGGUUCUGGAAGAGGAACAAAUUAAGCUGCAAAAAAUUUUAAGACGCGCUCCUAUAACGGAGGAAGAUAUACAGAGAAUUGAAACGACGUACCGUGACGACUUGACUAGAUUAGAAAAUAUUUUAAGAAGCCAAAUGCAUCAGAAGGAGUUAUUUCAGAAUGAUAUCAGAAACCUUAGUUUAAAGUCCAAACCCUUACCGCCAAUUUGUAUGAAUGAUAAACGUAGAAGGAGAAUUGACAAUAUCAAUGACACGAGAUUCACGAUAAUCGAUGUUACAACGGAAAAUGAGUAUGGCACUGACAACGCUGACUUUGAAGAUGAUACUUAUAGCAGAAUGGAAGAAGUUGAAGAUUAUAGGAAGGACGAGGUGAUGGAAGAAGGGUCCAGAUACACACACUCCGAGUUGUUCAAUGAUACAACUAUAGCAACGAUGGUACGGAAUUUGUUGUCUCGAAUUAUUGAGGUUUCUGUGGAAGAUGAGACAAUGUUAUUAGAGACAAAGGAAAUGUUGCACAGUGUAAUAUCAAAUUUAUCACUACAAGGAUCGGAGGAAGAAUUAUAUGCUGAUAUCGAGCGAGGUGUCGACGAUAUCAUGUCAAUAUUGUCGCAGAAUGAUAAAGAUGAUGCAGCAGAAACGCGCGAAAUAAUACGAGAGAGCCUACACAAUAUUAUUUCCAGGCUCAGCAAAGAAACCCAUAAAACGCAUCAAGAAAACGAUAGUAUUCAAGAUCUGAAACGUGAAUUGAAUGAAUUACUUCGAAGCAUUGGCAGUGAAAUGGAGGCAGAAGUGAUAGAUAAUACACUGGAACUUUUAGAACUAAACGAUGCAGAUGCUGCUAUCGAAUACUUUGAUAGUUGUUUACCGCAAGAUAUUAAUGAAGAAACUAAAACGACUGUAAAGGAACGUCUUAUGAAUCUUUUUAGAAAAACAAAGCACGAGGCUACAGAGGUUAUACCGGUACUUGAAGGAAUUGAACAAAUUGAUGAGGAGGCACAGGAAUACAAUCCUACUUCGGAACAAACUCAAGAAACUAAUUAGAAUGAUACAACGUUGAGAAAGAUCUGUACAAGUUUUAUUUUUCUUAGGAAACAUUUUACAAACCAUAAAUUACAAUAACUCCAUCGUAUGGAGUUUUGUACCUUAGAUUACUGUAAGUUCGCUGUCGCACCAAAUCUCGUCACCAUUUUACAGACUGCCAUUGUCUAACUAAACUCCUUAUUUGAAAUAAUAAACAAUGCCACGAACUCUA
Orussus abietinus is the source of this 6463-nucleotide messenger RNA. RefSeq lists its product as uncharacterized. The transcript has 31 exons. Gene Ontology annotation, molecular function: protein binding. Bases 22 to 6252 code for a protein of 2076 amino acids. Lineage: Eukaryota; Metazoa; Arthropoda; Insecta; Hymenoptera; Orussidae. The record is from RefSeq and is a predicted model, not a curated record.